This is a messenger RNA of Xyrichtys novacula (pearly razorfish), 6481 nucleotides long. The record is from the annotation of a GenBank genome assembly. Lineage: Eukaryota; Metazoa; Chordata; Actinopteri; Labriformes; Labridae.
AGGUGACGUUAUUCUGGUGUAGUCAGAAAGGGAGGGAGGGAGAGAAAAAGGAAGCUCCUCGAUAAGUUUUCUGUGUAUAUUUCUCCAAAGUUACACAAACUUUUAGGAAACAAAGGUGUGAGUGGAGGCCCUGAAGGGAUCAACAUGCAGAAGAGGGAGAUUUGAAGGGAAGGACGGACACCAGCUUGUCUGUAGUUCUGCACAACUGAUGACAACAUCAAAUAUUAACACUUUUUAAGGCCUUGGGCCUCGAGUGACUAUAGAGAGGUAAGCAAGCCACUUUUCUUCCUGAGGAGAUAGAAGCUGGGGGUAGAAUUUGUACACUUAUACUCUGCCAAGUUUAUGCAGUUUUUAUGCUUGUAUAUGUAAAGUUUUCACAGCAGCACAAAGUGUCUGUGUGUGUACUCAGUGGUCGGAAACUGGCGCUGCUUCUGAGUAACAGGAACACAAGUGUUGACAGUGUUGCAUGACGGGCAGAGGGGGGAUCCAUUAUCGUUUGUCUCUGUGUUUGAGGUUUUUCAAAGUAAGCAAAAGUGAAAGGUGAUGUUGAUCCCACACUUCCUCUACUGUUCCCUCAGAUCCUGGACGCAGAAACAGGAAGACAAUGUCCUCUGAGUUGGACUCCAGUCUCACCAGUAUUGACUGGCUGCCUCAGCUGGGAAUCAGCAGCUUGCGCUCGGGGAGGGAGAGAGGAGGUGGAGGGGAGAGGGAUAAGAAGAAAGACAGAGGGAGGGAGAGAGGAGAUUUCCUCCCCUCCGUGCCGGACCCCUCCCCUUCUAACUCAAAGGGGAAACCCCCUCACAGCUACGCUACUCUCAUUGCCAUGGCAAUCGCGGCUGCACCAGAGAGGAAGUUGAGUUUGAAUGACAUCUACACCUGGAUCAGUGACACUUUCCCCUACUAUAGCCGGGCAGGUCGAGGAUGGAAAGUAAGAUUUAAUGUAGAGUUACAACACAUUAUCAGUUUAAUGGUAAUUUAGUAAUAAAGUAUCUUUAACUAUUUCCAUUUCCAGUCAGUUGACUGCUAAUUUUCUUCUUUAUGUGGCUGUAUGUCCUUCACAGAACUCCAUUCGACACAAUUUGUCCCUAAAUAAAUGCUUCAGGAAAGUUCCCCGGCCGCAGAACGACCCCGGCAAGGUUCGUUUAUACUUUGAUACAAAAAUCAUUAAUAUGCUUUUGUAGAAGUUUUCAUGGGGUGAAAAUUGAGAAAUGAUUGUCUGAAAGAAAUUUAAACUCAAAACCCCAGGGUUCCUAUUGGACAAUGGAUGGACCUGCAGAUUCAAACCAAGGGAGGGCCCUCAAACGUCCGUAUCCAGAGGAGGAGGAGGAGAAGAAGCCGAAUGUAAGAUGUUCAGACAUGAACACUCAUUUCAUUUUAAAGUUAUAAAAACAAAAACCAACCAAAGGUGCUAAAGCACAAAUACAAGCUGAGGGAAAAGUUUACAAUUUUAUUAUUCAAUGAAUUCAUCUUGACUUUUCACUCGUUAUUGUGUAACUGAACAUGUGAUUACUCUUAUUUCAAUCAUCAUUGUCACUGGGGUUUGAAUAGUGAAAACUUGGUGCUUGAUAUUGAAGGGCCCAGUUACUUUAAACAUGCCCCCUUAGCCCCUCUUGUUAUUUUGCCAUGCAGAAGCUUGUCAUGAUUGUUUUUAAAAACUAGCAUCAGGACACAAUAGUUUCUCCCAAUUAUCUGUAGAUUAUCAUGCCAACACCUGAAAAGAGAUAACUUUCUGUGUGUGUUUAGAAACUGGCUCUUGUGAUUGUAAUAUGCUAGAGAUAGAAACUAAGACCCGAGGAAACCAAAAAGUAUUUUUGUACUUUCAGGAUGCAUUUUUCAUUGUUUCAUUUUUUUUUUGCCUUGGGGGUCAAACCGAGGCUCUGAAUUUGCUGGGGUGGCAUGAUGUAUUUGUUCACACAGUAUUGAAUAAAUGAAUACCCCUUUCUAGACCAACCACUUUACUUUUAUGACAUAUGUUUAGGUAUUCAAAAGAUAUAUUUCUGUUUAUAAUGAUAUAAAUUUCUUAGGUAACUAAUAUUUCUAAUAGUAUCAAUUGGCUGAUUUCCAAAUUGUUUAUCUUUGCAAAAAAAAUUGCAAUACCGCACUGUCAGUGUACUCAUAUGUUGUAAAUAAGGAUCAAUAUUUUGCCUUUGACCCUUUAAAAAUGUGUCUAUUAUAUGUGUGGAGAACCUUAAGAGAGUUAGUCCUGCCUUUAUUAGUUGUUAUAGGACAUUAGAACCUUUUCCGUCAGCUCAUCUCCAUGCUGUUUCAGGCUCUUCAAGUAGAGGGGUCGCAGGCAGAUAGAGGACCUUCCCCUCAUCAGCCACAGCCAGCUUCCCACACAGACCACCAGCUUUUACACACCGAGCCUCUUGGAGCCAAUCAGCAACAGUCACCCUGUCCUGCCUCCCUUUCUCCUCCCCCGUGCAAGGUAAAGACACUUCACCACAUUCAGGCGACGCUCCGUUUUAAAUCAUUAUUAUUUUUGUUAAACAGAAAUGCCAUUAUGUUUUUUUCUACAGCAACCAUCACCCUACAUGCCAAGCCCCUUGUCCACUCUAUCCAUCUCUCCAUCACCUGCUACUCCACCUGCUGGGCUACCACUAACUGCUCCGAUCACCUCCAUCAAUUCUUUCCCGUCUCCUCAUCCUCCUGCCUCAACUUAUUCCCUCCCUGCUGCCUCUGCUACACCCCUGUCUGCUUCUCCAGCUGCUCCCUCUUUCUCUGAUUCCUCUCUGUCUUUUCCUGCUGUCUCAGGGCCCGUCUCAGUCCCUGUCUUCUCCUGCAGCCCCAGCACAACUCAUGCGCCUGUUUCCACUGUAUCCGGGCCUCCUCACCCCUCUGUAUCUGUCACCUCUGCAUCUGUCACUGCCCCACCUGUCGGCCCCCUGAACUCCUCCACGGAUCCACUGCUGCGCUUUACCUUUGAUGAGCUGAACUUACCAGACUUGUAUGCAUCUUUCAAGUCUAUCUUUAAGACCAUGCGGGACCGGGGAGGCUCUCAGUGUAAGUGUUGUUUAUGUGCAGGUGUCAUAAAAUAGAUUUUACAUGCAUACCAGCUCAUGAAUAAUCAUUGUCCUUCUUUUCAGCGGAAAUUACUCCCCUGACUGCUCUGACCAGUGACACUACUCCUCUACACACUCCAACACUUCUACCUUUAUCUCCUCACCCUGCACCUGCUCCACAUGCAGCACCUGCACAAGCUGUACCACCUCCACCGCCUGCACACCCUCCUGAGACGGAGCGCAACCCACAAUACAGUAAGUCUUAAAGGGAUAUUCCAGCGUAAAAGUAAAUUAAGGGUCAAACACGCCGUAACACGAGUUAAACACCCCCUCGAGAGAUGAAUGUUGCCGACCGCUUGCUUUUCUAGUUAUACUAACUCUAGUAGCAACCGCACAAAAGCAAUACACAGCGGUCUUAGAAGCCAUAAACAAAUUUCAACCAAAACGCCACUCUGUAGCCAAAACUGAUGCUCAGAACAGCACCUAACUUCAUCAACAGUACAUUUUGGGUCCCAGCCACAGCACUAGCCACCAAACAUCUUUCUAGCUUUGCCUAAUUUCUUUCAAAAGAGACUUAACACAACUCACCUACUCUCUUCCAGCAGCCGCUUGUUUGUAGCGAGACCUCAGGCCAGUCCAUUACGGACUGCUGUGGGGUGACACAGCUCAAGGAAGAACAUUUAUGAUCAUUUCUUCAUGGAAAUAAAAUCAGACUGAGACGCUACGGCAGAAGAUCGUUAAUGUGUAUUGCUAUCCUGCGGUCGUUCCUAAAGUUGGUAAAACUAGAGAAGCAAGCGGCUGGCAACAUUCAUCUCUCGAGGGGGUGUCUAAUUCGAUGUUACGGUGUGUUUGACCCUAAAUUAAUUUUACGCCAGAAUAUCCCUUUGAAUUACCUGAUCAACGCUUCUUCACAUUUGGAGUACAAUAUAACCAGCAACAUGGCUGCCUUUUAAAGUUCACUUUCUUUCCAGCCGUGCCAGCCGACUGGUUGAGUAACCCAGAUUCUUUGAAGGAGAGCUGCCGUAUCGCCAGCAACCUCGACUGGGCAAACAUAGACCUCUCAGGUCACCCAGGUCUGUGCUUUUAAACCUGUCUAGUGGGGAAUCACACUCAAAUCACACAAAGGCCUGUUUUUUAUAUUUACUGCUGUGGCUGCAUAAGAUGUUGGUGGAAAAACUGGUUUGACAAAAGUUAUCAAAUGACAUGUAGUUAUGAAGCCAGUGGUUGUGCAAUGGUAUGAAUAAUAAUCAUGUUAGUCAUCAUAAAUAAUCAAAAUAAGUGGCUGAAAACCAUCGUACUGGAUGGUAUUAUAAACAAGACUACAUGCCUUCAUGAAAGGUCCCCAUAAAUGCAGGGGCUCCAGCGCUAGGACUGGCUGCACCACAGAUAUUUCCACCAGCAGUCUAGAUUUUUUGCUUUUCUCAUAACAGCAAGCCAACAAACCCUUCCUUUGGCUUUUCUGACUGAUAUUUUGUCAAUAAAAAAAACUGAUCUGAUCUGUUAUGAUGGCACAAGGCACUUCUCAGGCGAAUAAUCCUACAGCAAAGUCCUUUAAGACUCUCUGUCUCUUUUUUCAGACUUGCUGGAGAGCAUGCGCCAGGCAGAGCUCUGUGACUGGGCCUUGGACCCAGCGCUCUUCACCUCCCUCUGCGACUCGCUGAACCGCUUCUUCACCCAGAAAGGAAUGAUCACCUCUGGGAGUAAUUCCCCUCUGGCCAUUGGUGUGCCUCACCCCCUGCAGGUCCCACCCUUCACCUCCAAUCAACCUCCCACCCUCGCUAGCCUCACUCACCCCUCACCUCUCCCCUACUGCGCCAUACUCCCUCCUGCCGGCGGAGCACAGCCGCCCAGGAGGCCUCUGCAGGGACAGGGACUUCAAAGACCUCAGCUUACACAACCUGCAAACACGACCGGUGAGGCACUGCAGAAAGAAUAUGUACAAUGUUUUACUUUGACUCCUUAAAGGGAUAUUCAGGCAUAAAAUUAAUGUAGGGUCAAACACACCGUAACACCGAGUUAGUCCCCCCCUUGAGAGAUGAAUGUUGCAGACCGCUUGCUUCUCUAGUUAUACCAACUUUAGUAACGACCACACGAUAGCAAUACACAGCGGUCUGAGGAGCCAUAAACAAACCUCAACCAAAAUGCCACUCUAUAGCCACAAAUAAUGCUCAGAACAGCACCUAACUUCAUCAGCAAUACACAUAGGGUCCUAUAUGGGCCCUACAUUAAUUUUACGCGGAAAUAUCCCUUUAAGGGUAGUUUUUGUCUUAAUUCAUCGCUAACUUUAAAUAUUUAUUUUAAGCGUUAAACAAGUGUUAAAUUUAUACAUAUAGUUUGUUAAAAUACAUAAAUAUAAAAAAAAAAUCAAGGUGCUGCACACAAAUAUAUAGCGAUCAAUUCAUCAUUACAUAAAAUGCAUAAAAAUAAUAUGGGUGGCACUGAAACACAACCAAAGCAACAGCCAAAUAAGCUGAACCAAAGUCCUGUCUCUGAUUAGACUGAUAACUAAUCAUAUAUUAAAAUUGUAGGGUGGCCAGUAAUAUUUGAAAGGGGGUCAUGCCACCCCUGGAGACCCUGCGGACACACCCCUGCAUUCUCAUUGCAAUAGUAACUUGAGCUGAAAUCAUUUGUGCAGUCUGAAGAAAAUAGUUCUGAAGGGGAUUUGGGAAAAAUCUUAUGAGUAAAAAUGCUUUUAAAAAAUUUGCAGUCAUCAGUAGUUGCAUGUUUUAGCAAUAAUCCACUUUUUUGUACCAACACUCUAUGAAUGCUAUUGCACUCCACAGCUUUAAUCUCACAUUGCCUUUUCUGUCUCUCAGCUGGUUUGCAGCAUCAGUCCAUGACCCCACGGCAGCGUCCUCCGCUGAGAAACCUCCACAGCAACAGUGAAGAGAUCCAGGAUGACUUUGACUGGGACUCUCUGCUCGCUUAACCCUUACUGACAGUGUGGAGAAAUGGUUAAAUUGAACAUUUCAGAGAAACAGGACUCAUCAUCACGGCUCGUCUGCUCAAAACUCAGCGCAGAAACUCAUCUUGAAGCCUCUCUGAGAUCGAGUCUGGGAUUAAGCUUGUCAUUUAUAACAGAAUGCUGUACUUUUAAGUCUUCACCUUCAGUCAGAUUCAUAUGCUGUAGUAUUUUUCAUCAAUGUAUCUUUUUCAGGUUGUUUUUCAUGUUAGGUUGUAGAAUUACAAACAAGAAAAUUAACAUAUUAUUGUCAUAAACUGUAAAAGCAGGAGUAAAACAAAGAAUGAGUUACAUAAAGCAAAAAACAGCGCAAGACGAAACCAGCCAAACACAGAUCAUGUGUUUUUGUUUUAUUUCAUAAAUUCCUUUUGAUUUUUUCCAUUUUGCGUUUCAAAUGUGAAUGUUCACAGUCAUCACCACACAAAAUUCAACCUGACCCGAUAAAAGAGAUAUUUUUUUCUUGUUGAUAUAAAAUAACAAUAAAUUCAUCAAACUAAAUUAAAAGAACAGCAUGGAG